AUGCAAGUAAUCAACAAGCAAUUAUUCAUCAUAUUUCUUUUCAUUAUUUAUUCAUCAUGUUUGUACAGUUUAAUAGAACAUCAUAAAACAUGUAUCGGUAAAUCAUUAACAUACCGUGAUAUUGAAAAACAUUUUAAUUCAUCAUCAAAUCUAUUCUUUUUAUUUGGUAUAAAUAUUCAUCGACCAUUUCUAAAUGAAUAUGAUCAAACACAUGCUGAUGCAAACAUAUUUAUUAUAGUUAUUUGUAAAAGUAAUUCAUCUGAUUGUAUUUUACAAAGUGGAUCAUUACCAGUUGAAUAUAAACUUGAAUUUAGUAUUGAUGGUGUACCAUAUAGUGAUAAACAUUCAAAAAUUGAUCGUCUAUGGCAUCGAACAAAAUUGAUUAAUUAUGAAUUUCUUUAUGAACCAUAUAAUUCUCAUUCAUGUUAUGAUAAACCAGAGAAUGAGAAAGGUUCAAUUUGGAAAAAUUUUAUUAUGAAUAUGGAUUCAAAUGAAGAUGAAAAUAUUUAUUCAAAAUGGGUUGAAUUUAAUAUAGAAAUUAGUGAUGCUGGAGUUCAGUUUAUUGAAGGACAACAAUUAUAUAAUAAUACUGUUGUUCAACAAUUUACAUUAUACUUUUUUGUACCAACAUUUCAAUGUUUACAACCACCAUUAAUUUAUUUUGAUGGUUUUAUUUCUAGUAAAAUUUAUCUAUCAGCUUUUCAUUUUCAAUUAAUAUCACAUAAAUGUGAUUUACAUAAAUAUACAUGUUAUUUACAAAUGACAAAAGUACGAAUAGAUAAAUUGAGUUUAACAAAUAUGACAUUUUAUGAAAGUGAUACACUUAAUAUAAGUAUUAAUAAUCCAUUAUUUUUUUCUCAACGAAUUUCAUAUGAACAAAGUAUAAAACCAACUAAUUUUAUUGAUCGUAUUUAUGAAAAAGUGACCAUUGAAAAUAAUAUUUCAUUAUCUGAUAAUGAAUUUUAUCGUAAUGCAACAUGUAUUAAUAAAAAUGUAAUAACAUCAAGACAAUAUAUUUUAUGUACACAUGAUUAUUUCAAAAAUGAAUCCAUAAUAACAACAUUUCGAAUAGAUAUUAUUUUAUGUAGAUAUUCUAGAACAAAUACUAAUCAAUGUAUCUUUACUUUAUAUCAACAUGUAUUAGACGAACAUUUACGUUUAUUCAUACCAAUUAAAGGUGAUAAUAUAACAUUUGUUGGAUUUAUACGUCUUUCAACAGUCUUACCAAAUAAUGAAUGGACUAAUCAUCUUAAUGAACACUAUGAUAAAAUAUAUGCAAAUCAUCUAACAAAUAUGUAUGAUCAUAUGAUUGAAAUUAAAUCGAAUAUUAAUAGUCAAAAUUCCAUUAUUCGUUAUUAUCAAAUCAUAACUGAUCAAAUUCGUCUAUGUCAUCUCAUAUGUCGAAAUAAUUGUGUACAACAAUCACCAAAUCAUACAGAUUAUUAUAUAUCAACAUCAAAUAUUGAAUUAAUAUUAUUUUGUGUUAAAUGUAAUUUUAAUGAAACUUAUAAUAAAUUAAAUCAUUCAAUUGUUUAUUCUUACAUAAAAUUAUCACGUGAUGUUGCAUUAUUUAGAAUUCAAAUUACUAAUAGAGUUCCACCAAUAUCUUUCAAUUGUAUUAAUAAUCAAAAUAAAAGAUUAAUAGUCAAAGCAAAAUUUCAUUUAAUUAAUCAUACUCGAACAUUUUCUUGUUCAAUUAAUCCAAUGAUAAUUUAUCCAUAUCAUGAUGAAAUUAUUCUUGAAUGCAAUAAUUUUAGUACACGUGCAGAUAUUAUUAUUUGGGCUAUAACUAAAUUAAAUCAUGAAGAAGUUCGUAUUUUACUUAAUCCAUUAUAUGUUACUAAUGAAAUAUUUAAUUCAAAAAUUCGAAUGAAAAUUAAUGGUAUUCCACAUGGUAAUCAAGUCAUAUUAGAAAUAUCCUCAUCAUUAUUUGGAAUAAUUGAACGUUACGAAUUAUUGAUGAUGAAUCUAACUCAUAAAUUACUUAUAAAAAUGAAUAUAGCUUUAGAAUGGAAUUAUUUUUCUAGUGCAUUUCAAUUAAUGGAUCAUUAUUUAAAAAUCUAUGAAGAUGAUUUUUAUCUGUUAAAAAAUGGAACUAAUCCACGUUUCUAUUUAGUUGGUCUUAAUCAAACAUCAUAUUUAAUUAGUGUAAUUAAUUAUUAUCGUUUAGUUUUAAAUUAUAUUGAUAAAGAAUUACUUUAUAUCAAAGCAAUAGAUUUUUCACAAAAAAUCUAUUCAGCUAUUUCAACACAUUUAUUCAAAUAUCAAAUCUUCUAUCCGGAACCAGACAAUGUUUAUCUCAAUGAUUAUUUGUCUUUGUUAGUUCAAUUAUCUUCACGACCUAAAAUCAUCACUUAUCAAACAUAUCAUCUAUUUCGACAUUUAAUGAAAUUUAUGUCCAUGUCUUUACCUAACACAUCACCUUCAUUUCUUAGAAAAUUAUUUGAUCUCUGUAUAAAUUUACGUAUAUAUGUCACUGAUCCAAAAUCAAUACCAAUAUCAACCAUAAUUGAUACAAAAAGUUUAUUUGAAUUUAAUCAAAUAAUUAGUCGAAUUCUCACUAUGAUUCAUACUGAAUUAACAUUAAAUGGAUAUUCUGAUAGACGAAUGCAACAAAUCGAUAAUGGUCCACUUGAUUUUAUUCUUAAUAUGACAACACCAUACAUUACAAAACGUUGGCUUCUAAAAUUUGGUAAAUCAUCAUCAAUUUAUCCUAAUCAAAAUAUUAACAACUAA
Molecule: messenger RNA, 2736 nt
Organism: Rotaria sp. Silwood1
Lineage: Eukaryota; Metazoa; Rotifera; Eurotatoria; Philodinida; Philodinidae
Source: the annotation of a GenBank genome assembly